Messenger RNA from Quercus lobata, 944 nucleotides. Its product is annotated as Ribosomal protein L23/L15e family protein. The transcript has a single exon. Gene Ontology annotation, molecular function: structural constituent of ribosome. Lineage: Eukaryota; Viridiplantae; Streptophyta; Magnoliopsida; Fagales; Fagaceae. Bases 210 to 767 code for a protein of 185 amino acids. Gene Ontology annotation, biological process: mitochondrial translation. Gene Ontology annotation, cellular component: ribosome; mitochondrial large ribosomal subunit. The record is from RefSeq and is a predicted model, not a curated record.
AAAUUGUCAAAUGUCUAUGUUAUCCAAAAUGCCCUCAUACAAGGCCCACGUCCAUACCUGGCAGCCCAUUAACACUCAUAGGUUGGACUUGUACUACCGCAUGCAUUAGCUAAGACCCGGCCCAUUCCUAAUCACACACAGAGCUCCACAUUUCUCAUCUUCAUCACUCUGCUCAACUCCACAGUUCACACAAAAAAAAAGCCGAAAAUAUGGGAAGCAGAUUGGGAAGACGAGUGGUCCACUUCGCGAACCUCCCAAUCAAGCUGUUGAUGCCAAGUAACUUCAACAACAUCACAGAAAUCGCUAUCAAAACCAUCCCUUCGGCCUCGAAGAUCGAAAUCAAGCGCGUCCUCGAGUCCCUCUACGGCUUCGAGGUCGACAAGGUCAGCACUCUCAACAUGGAAGGCAAGAAGAAGAAACGCGGCGGCCUGUUGGUCGCCAAACCGGACUACAAAAAGGCGUACAUCACUCUCAGAAGCCCUCUCUCCAUCUCCCCGGACCUCUACCCGAUUCGGAUCCUCGAGGACGAGAAGCAGCGCAUGAACAAGCAGACCAAGUCGAGCGUGGUCGAGGACGGCGAAGGGAAGCACCACUGGCUCGUCGAUGAUAAGCCUAGGGUUGCCGAGAAGAAAAACGAAAGAUUCGGCGUUCGCGAUCGAGAUCGAGAACGCCGUCGCGGCGGCGGAGGAGGCGGAGGCGGCGGCGGUGAAGUGGCGAAGUUUCCGUGGAGCAGUAUGAGGUCUCCUGUUACUUCUGCGAGGAGGUAGGGUUUUGAGAAAAAAAAUUGAUUGUGCUUAGAAAUGCUUAUGAUUUUGAUGGAUUUUUGAAUGUUUUAUGCUUUUGCUUAUGAUAGAUUAGAAUAAGAACUUCUUGUUAUUUUAAGAGGAAAGAAGAAUUAAAAGCAUUUUGAUGGAAUGAGAAUUGUUUGUGGCUUAUUUUGUUUA